AUGAGCAGUGGCUUCUCCCUAAAGAUUGCCAAGAAACCCAAGAAGGGUUCCAAGCCGACGAAGAAAGGUGGCAGCCAAAAGAAGCAGAGCGUCUUUGGUGGAGACCAGAAGAACGCAACCAGAAGUAAAAUAAGCUUAACUCAUGUCGAGAGAUAUACAGAGGAAAAGCCAAAAGAGUUAAUUAUCAAGCCAGGGAUACUACGAUCUUCGUUAUGGGAAAUACCGGCUGGUCCGGAAGAGAAUCAGGUCAAGUAUGGCCUGACAUACAACGAAACCAAUCGUGGACAGGGUUUACCAGCGCAAAGCAGUACUACCAGGAAGCCAUUGCAAAGCUCGAACCUACGAUGGCUUGAGGAGCUUCCUGAAGUCACAAAUGAAGAUGAAUAUGAAGAAGUGCCAGUCGAGGAGUUUGGUGAAGCAUUACUGCGAGGCAUGGGAUGGGACGGUACCAGGGAAAACUCUGAUUUGCAAGAAAAGAACUAUAGUAAACUUCCACACGAACAAGGUAGACCUCUUUAUUCGGGAAUUGGAGCUAAGGGAGCUGAAGCGAGCCAAGCAAUGGGUAAAAUCUCUGAAAGCUCAUUCAUGCCACUAGUAAGAAUCAAUCGAAAAACCGGAGAGCGAGUGGAUUCUACCAAAACUGAAGGUUAA
Messenger RNA from Torulaspora globosa, 651 nucleotides. RefSeq names its product spliceosome ATPase-activating subunit SPP2 (gene SPP2). Gene Ontology annotation, cellular component: spliceosomal complex. The transcript has a single exon. Gene Ontology annotation, biological process: mRNA splicing, via spliceosome. The coding region runs from base 1 to 651 and encodes 216 amino acids. The record is from RefSeq and is a predicted model, not a curated record. Lineage: Eukaryota; Fungi; Ascomycota; Saccharomycetes; Saccharomycetales; Saccharomycetaceae.